Molecule: messenger RNA, 375 nt
Organism: Aegilops tauschii subsp. strangulata
Lineage: Eukaryota; Viridiplantae; Streptophyta; Magnoliopsida; Poales; Poaceae
Source: RefSeq, a predicted model, not a curated record
AUGGACUUUCAGGACGCCUGGACGUGCGAGCAGGCACAGGAACUUGCCCCUCCACCGCGGCUAGUAACUGACGCCGACCGUCAGGAACACCGUCAGCAGCAGCGCCGCCUCCUCAUCGUCGAGGCGGACGAGCGAGCCAUGGCGGAGUGGCGCCAGCGCCACCCGCAAGACGUCGCCAACGAGAACGCCUUCUGGGCGGAGAGGAGGACAAGGUGGCUCGCGGAACGGGCGGACAGACGUCGUCGGAAGGCACUGGUGAUAUCGCAGUGCGAGCUAAGACAGGCAUCAUUCUUUGACGACAACGAUGAUCGGUGGGAAGACGUGUUUCUUGAUACGUCGGACGACACAAGCGAGGAGGAGGACAACUCGGAGUAG